This is a messenger RNA of Erinaceus europaeus (western European hedgehog), 924 nucleotides long. It is a transcript of the gene PDX1, whose product is annotated as pancreatic and duodenal homeobox 1. NCBI's taxonomy places the organism in Eukaryota, Metazoa, Chordata, Mammalia, Eulipotyphla, Erinaceidae. The transcript is spliced from 2 exons. Gene Ontology annotation, molecular function: RNA polymerase II cis-regulatory region sequence-specific DNA binding; DNA-binding transcription factor activity, RNA polymerase II-specific. Gene Ontology annotation, cellular component: nucleus. Bases 9 to 854 code for a protein of 281 amino acids. The record is from RefSeq and is a predicted model, not a curated record. Gene Ontology annotation, biological process: type B pancreatic cell differentiation; regulation of transcription by RNA polymerase II.
CAGCAGCCAUGAACGGCGAUGAGCAGUACUACGCGGCCACGCAGCUCUACAAGGACCCGUGCGCCUUCCAGCGCGGCCCAGCGCCGGAGUUCAGCACCAGCCCGCCUGCGUGCCUGUACAUGGGCCGCCAGCCACCGCCGCCACCCCCUUUCCCCGGCGCCCUGGGAUCGCUGGAGCAGGGCAGCCCCCCGGACAUCUCCCCGUACGAGGUGCCGGCCCUAGCCGACGAGCCCGCGGUGGCUCACUUCCACCACCUCCCCGCGCAGCUCGGGCUCCCGCACCCGCCCGCUGGGCCCUUCCCGGAUGCAGAGUCCAGCGCCCUGGAGGAGCCCAGCCGCGUCCAGCUGCCCUUCCCGUGGAUGAAGUCCACCAAGGCCCACGCGUGGAAGGGCCAGUGGGCAGGCGGUGCUUACACUGUGGAGCCGGAGGAGAACAAGCGGACCCGCACCGCCUACACCCGCGCGCAGCUGCUGGAACUGGAGAAGGAGUUCCUCUUCAACAAGUACAUCUCUCGGCCGCGCCGGGUGGAGUUGGCCGUCAUGCUAAACUUGACCGAGAGGCACAUCAAGAUCUGGUUUCAAAAUCGCCGCAUGAAGUGGAAAAAAGAGGAGGACAAGAAGCGCGGCUGCGGGCCGGCGGCCGCCGGCGGUGGGAGCGCAGAGCCAGAGCAGGACUGCGCGGUGACCUCGGGCGACGAGCUGCUGGCGCUGCCACCACCGCCUCCCCCAGGAGGCACGGUGCCCCCAGCCGUGCCCGCCCCGGUGCCGGCCCGAGAGGGCCGCCUGCCCCCCGGCCUCAGCGCGUCUCCGCAGCCCUCCAGCCUGGCGCCCCUGCGGCCGCAGGAACCCCGGUGAGAGACGGAGCUGCUCCCCGCGGACGGUCUCUGCCACUCGCAGGCUAGGGGGAAGCGGGACUGGGACCCCG